CGUGUCGGACUGGAUGGGAGGGCGCAGCAGCCUCAGUACCAGGCAGUGCUCUUCCCUCCGUCAGCUACGGACUGGAUAGAUAGAGACAGAGGAGGAGGCUGCUACAUGCUGCCGCCGCUCCUGACGCUGCUCCUGCCUUUGUCGUAGAAGGAUCUCUCUCUUUUUUUCUCCAUCGAGGGCUGUACUUGAGUCAGCGGGAUAUUCUUUUUUUUUUUUUAAUUUUUAAAUUUCUUUUUUUCUCUCCCUUUCUUUUCACGGAUUCGGAGGGAAUUAAGCAUUCACGGGCGUCCAAAUGUGUUCCUUACACGAGGGCAGCGGUCUGCUUCUGCUGCUGGUCUUGGCAGGACUGCAGAUUGCAGCAGAGGGCAGGGGUGCCCCACCAUGCAGGCCAGGCUUCUCUGAAGAUGUAUACAAGGUUGUGGUGCCAGAUAUCACCGAGAAAGGACAGCCCCUUUUUAACGUGAGGUUUGUCAGCUGUGGCCGUGGUGGUCUGAUGCAGUUUGAAUGCAGCAACCCAUCUGACUUUCGGAUAGAGGCCAACGGAGUCCUCUAUGCUGCCAGGACUCUUCAGCGCUCCACACUCCCUGUGUCACCUUUGCUGAUCACGGCGAGUGACGCCGCCACUCAGCAGCAAUGGGUGGCCCAAGUCACGCUGGUGCCCAGGCAGCAGGUGCAGGAAGGCGCUGUCCCUCCAGUCAUGUCCAAGGAUUUAAAGGAAAUAGCAUUUCCACCACGAAACAUGGACAGCCAGCUGAAACGCAUGAAGAGAGACUGGGUCAUCCCCCCAAUCAAUGUCCCAGAGAACUCACGAGGCCCAUUCCCACAAGAGCUUGUCCGGAUCCGAUCAGAUCAUGAUAAAAACCGAUCCCUGCGAUACAGCGUGACAGGCCCUGGUGCUGACCAGCCUCCCACUGGAAUCUUCAUCAUCGACCCAAUUUCCGGAGAGCUGUCUGUCAACAAGCCCCUUGAUCGGGAGCACAUCUCCAGCUUCCAUCUAAGAGCUCAUGCAGUAGACCUGAAUGGAAACCAAGUUGAAAACCCUAUUGAUAUUGUGAUCAAUGUGAUCGACAUGAAUGACAACAGACCCGAGUUCACCCAUCAGAUCUGGAAUGGCACCGUUCCAGAGGGUUCCAAGCCAGGAUCAUUUGUUAUGACAGUGACGGCUGUUGACAAAGAUGACCCCAAAACAGCCAAUGGGAUGCUACGUUACAAGAUCUUGUCUCAGAAUCCCGAGAGUCCAACCUCCAAUAUGUUCACCAUCAACAACAAAACCGGAGGCAUCAUUACAGUGGCAGCAGGCCUGGACAGAGAGAAAGUGCCACAGUACACACUGAUAAUCCAGGCCAGUGACAUGGAGGGCAAUCCCAUGUAUGGCCUCUCUAACACGGCCACGGCUGUCAUCAGAGUCACUGACAUUAACGACAACCCACCAGAGUUUACUGCUGAGACGUUUUUCGGCGAGGUGCCUGAAAACCGCGUGAAUGUCAUUGUGGCUAACCUGACAGUGACUGACAAGGACCAGCCCAACACGCCGGCCUGGAAUGCUGUCUACAAAAUCACCGGGGGCGACCCCACCGGCAGGUUCUCCGUGCCCACUGAUCCAACCACUAAUGAGGGCUUGGUAACAGUCGUCAAGCCUAUUGAUUAUGAAACCAGCAGGACGUAUGUGCUGACAGUGGAAGCGAGGAAUGAAGUUCCCCUGGCCAAAGGCAUCCACACUCCCCGACAGUCCACUGCCACCGUCUCCAUCAGAGUGAUAGAUGUCAAUGAGAGUCCUUACUUUGAGCCCAACCCCAAAUUCGUUAGGCUUGAAGAGGGAAUGAUGCCACAGUCAACACUGACCACUUUCAGUGCACAGGAUCCUGAUCGCUUCAUGCAGCAAACCAUCAGGUACUCCAAACUCUCAGAUCCAGCCAACUGGUUAAGGAUCGACACAAACACCGGCCGGAUCACAACGAUUGCCAUUUUGGACCGAGAAUCACCUUACGUGAAGAACAAUCUGUACAAUGCAACAUUCCUGGCUACUGACAAUGGUAUACCGCCAGCAAGUGGCACAGGAACUCUCCAAAUCUUCCUACUGGAUAUCAAUGACAAUGCUCCCCGGGUGUCCCCUCAGGAGGUGGAAAUAUGUGAAAAGCCAGACCCGAAUGCCAUCAACAUCACUGCAUUUGAUGGAGACCUGAGCCCAAAUGCUGGGCCAUUCGCCUUUGAGUUAGCCAACAGGCCCGCUGAUGUUCGGAGAAACUGGACCAUAACAAGAAUCAGCGGUGACUAUGCUCAGGUGAGCCUGAAGAUUGGCUUCCUUGAAAGUGGUAUCUAUGAGAUCCCCAUCAUAAUCACGGACUCAGGCAACCUGCCCAUGUCUAACACCUCCUACCUGCGGAUUAAAGUGUGCCAGUGCGACAUCAACGGAGACUGCACUGACCAGCAGCACAUCAUGGCUGCCGGCCUAGGCACAGGCGCCAUCAUCUCCAUUCUGCUCUGCAUCAUCAUCCUCCUCAUUCUCGUGCUGAUGUUUGUGGUGUGGAUGAAGCGUCGUGAUAAAGAACGUCAGGCUAAGCAGCUCCUUAUCGAUCCUGAGGAUGACGUGAGAGACAACAUCCUGAAGUAUGAUGAAGAAGGUGGAGGAGAAGAGGAUCAGGAUUAUGACCUGAGUCAGCUCCAGCAGCCGGACACGAUAGAGCCCGAUGCCAUCAAGCCGGUGGGAAUCCGCCGUCUAGACGAGAGGCCCCUCCACCCUGAGCCACAGUACCCAAUGAGGUCGGCAGCACCCCACCCCGGAGACAUCGGAGACUUCAUCAAUGAGGGACUCAAGGCAGCAGACAAUGACCCCACCGCUCCUCCCUACGACUCCCUGCUAGUGUUCGACUACGAGGGCAGCGGCUCCACAGCUGGCUCCCUAAGCUCCCUCAACUCCUCCAGCAGCGGGGGCGACCAGGACUACGAUUACCUCAACGACUGGGGCCCUCGCUUUAGAAAACUGGCAGACAUGUACGGUGGAAGUGACGACUAGGACACACAGUCACGCCCUGAAGGAUAUAAAGAUGAGAGAGAAAAAAAAUGAAGAAAAGGAAAGAUUUCCUGUUGAUGGACAUGGACAGCUGAUAUUCCCUGAGAGAGAGAAAGGUAGAACCAUGACAGAAAAUAAACAAAAAAAUAAACAUUGAUUCAGAAUUUUUUUCAAAAAACAACCAACCUAGGCUUAUUGUUGUAGUCUACGCAUACAUAUGCUUGUUGAAAGCUUAGGCAUAGACUGUGGUCCAGUUACGGAGGAAGUGGGAGGGAACACUGGUGGACUGUCACCAUUCAGAUUGUUGGUAUUGAAUGCGCUCAGUUACACUUGAAUUUCACAGUACAGAAGCACUGGGAUAUAAUGUGCCUUUUUGUACAUUUUUUUGGAUCUAAAUGAUUAGUUUUAUGUUCAAGGCUUUAAUGGUACUGACUUUUGGAGUGAUUUCAAACAAAGUAUGUUACACUCUGGUAUGCUUCUACAUGCUUUUUUUUUUUCUCCUUUGGUUACAAAAUGCUCCUGUUUGUUGAGGAUUAUUUAAAUGAACCACAACGAUGAAGAAAUGAAGGAUCAUUUGUUAGUUUGGUUGGAAAAGAAAAACAGUUACGAGCAACACUGUACAGUAUGCUAGACAUCUAGACUUUCUCACUAAAAAAACACAAAAAAAAUAAAAAAAAUUAUGCAGCUGGUUGCAAAUAAAGGGAGUUAUGAAUCAUACUUUUGUAGCAGCUUUUUGUUCUCCUUUUUUGAAGUGAUGUAGUGUUUUACAAAAACAACAAAAAACUUUUUUGGUCUAAUCUAUGUACACUUCAUUUGCCUUAGUCAUCAUCUGGUAUUUUCAAGUUUUACUUCACUGUAAAAAGAUAAGAUAAUGUGUACAUAAUGUUUUUUUUUUCUUUAUCCUUUCUUUUGAUGUAGUAUAUGAAGAAGUGCAAAAAGUUCCAAACUUGUAAAUGUAUAAUUUGAACUACAAAUUCAAGUUUUUUGCAUGUUUUUAUCUUUUCAUGACAACAGAAAGGAAAAAAAAAUUGUUGUUUCCCAAAUUUAUUUACAAAGUGGAAAGAAAAAAAAAAAUAAAAAUCUGGGUGACAUUAAAUGUGUAGAAGUUAAGAGAGUUUUUUGUAAGAAAAAAAAGAAAAAAAAACCACACACUUAAAAAAAAAAAAGAAAUUAAAGUAGUGAUCUUGUCAGCACAACUGUUGAAUUUGUACCAAAAAGGGUUGGGGGUGGGGGUGGGAUGUUAUGCUCGGCACUAAUUACGGAAUCAGCUUUAAGACUGGAAAAAGGUGUUGGACUUAAGCUUUGUGGAUAACCAUGUGUACUGGAACACAAAUUAUACAUCUCUGACCCCAACCUUCCAAAUAAAAUGCUAAUUUUGGAGCUAAAAA
Molecule: messenger RNA, 4398 nt
Organism: Haplochromis burtoni (Burton's mouthbrooder)
Lineage: Eukaryota; Metazoa; Chordata; Actinopteri; Cichliformes; Cichlidae
Gene: cdh2
Product: cadherin 2, type 1, N-cadherin (neuronal)
Exons: 16
Coding region: 293-3013 (906 amino acids)
Biological process (GO): calcium-dependent cell-cell adhesion; adherens junction organization; regulation of synaptic transmission, glutamatergic
Cellular component (GO): intercalated disc; postsynaptic specialization membrane; neuron projection
Molecular function (GO): calcium ion binding; cadherin binding
Source: RefSeq, a predicted model, not a curated record